AUGACCAGCUUCAUGUCCCUGAGCUUGCUCGUUCUGGCCUCUUUGUCCGCUUUCUGCACAUCCCAGCCAAACCCAUCUAAUGGCAGCUACGACAUGUUUUGGGGAACUUCAAGCUACUAUGCUCAUGGGCUUGACGAAGCUACUCGGAACGCUUGGCUUGAUGGACUCCAGCGGGACGGAGCACGCAUCAUCAGGAUAUGGAUCAACGGCAUCUCACCAGGAACUUAUAAAGGCACGAACAUCACGGUAACCAUUCCCAACCUCGAAGAGACCGUGGGCAUCUUCAACGACACCGUUCUUGAUGCGAUUGAUGAUCUCUUCAUGGAAGGCCACCGUCGUGGUAUCAAAUUCAUCGUCUCUGUACAUGAUGGCAACGCAUUCGGGCAGAAUUCUUGUGACGCCUAUUGUACCGAAUUUGGAGGGUUUGGUCCUGCCUCUGGGACGCCGAUUACUCUCGGAAACUCGUUCUAUACAGAUCCCACAGCAGUGGCCGCCUUUGACAACCGAAUUGCCCACAUCAUGAAUUAUCAGUCCCCCAAUUUUGGAAAACCCUGGGCACAGCUCACGGAGGCAAUCGCUGCGUUCGAUAUUGAAAACGAGCCGAUGAUCCAGGCUAUCACGCAGCUUGACACCGUUGGUCCAGCAUGGUUUUGCGAUCGAGCGAGGCAAUUCAAAAAGUACAUCGGCUCCGCUGCCAUUGCUGUAUCAACCGGAGGUGCUGGUGGUAGUGGAAAUAUAUACCAGAACUGGAACUGGAGACCGUGGCUGUUUACCUGUCCUGAAAUCGACUGGAUCGCUCUCCACGGAUACGACGGCGACUGGACUCAGUGGGUGCCAAAUGCCACCGCCCUCGCUGCCCAAUACAACAAAAAACUAUUUGUAGAAGAAUGGGGAGUGGUUGCCUCUGCGCGAGCAAACAAUCUUGCUUGGAAUUUCGAGGAAUUUGUGGAACUCGGUCUCAGCUGGGUAUACUGGGAGCUGGUUCCCGGCCCGAUCAAAAGCUGCUUUUGUGGUUCUGAUCGCGGCAAUGCCGUGCAGCUUGAUGGCCCAGACUAUGCCGGCUUUCAAGCUAUUGCAAAGCGCACAUUAACAGCAAAGUCUGCAUAUGACUUCUCGGCUUAUCUGGCUUUGUAA
This is a messenger RNA of Fonsecaea nubica, 1134 nucleotides long. RefSeq lists its product as hypothetical. The coding region runs from base 1 to 1134 and encodes 377 amino acids. The transcript has 3 exons. Gene Ontology annotation, molecular function: hydrolase activity, hydrolyzing O-glycosyl compounds. The record is from RefSeq and is a predicted model, not a curated record. Lineage: Eukaryota; Fungi; Ascomycota; Eurotiomycetes; Chaetothyriales; Herpotrichiellaceae.